Messenger RNA from Sitodiplosis mosellana (orange wheat blossom midge), 2193 nucleotides. RefSeq names its product beta-arrestin-1-like. Gene Ontology annotation, cellular component: cytoplasm. The transcript has 2 exons. Gene Ontology annotation, molecular function: G protein-coupled receptor binding. Gene Ontology annotation, biological process: signal transduction; G protein-coupled receptor internalization. The record is from RefSeq and is a predicted model, not a curated record. Bases 488 to 1795 code for a protein of 435 amino acids. Lineage: Eukaryota; Metazoa; Arthropoda; Insecta; Diptera; Cecidomyiidae.
GAAAGAACUGUGAGAGACCCAACUUAACGCAACACUCAACGCAGCAAUCAACUCAACUAGAUAAAAGAAUACAUCGCUUGCACCACACAAAUGCACAUCGAAAUUUCAAGGGAAAGAAUUUAUUUUUUUUAUUGUUGUAUUUGUUAUAAAACGAGAAACGAACGGAUACAGUUUGUUUGUAAUAUUAUUUGACUCCGAUUUGACUUUUUCGAUUGGAUGAGUCGUCGUUAAAUGCCAUCAAUUGCUCAAUCAAUUUACAAGUGAACAAGUGAAGAUAUCAAUGCUUACAAUCACGUAGUUUGUAUAAGCACAAGAAUUAGUUCUGAAUUGAAAUAGUUCCAAACAAUGCACAACAACACAGUAAUGAUGUGUGAUAUUUAAUACGGGUGCGAUGUGAGCGGGGAUUCAGUAUUAAUCAAUUAAUAGAGUUACGACUGAGGUACUGAAAAAGUAAAAGAAACAGUGCUACACAAUACGGGAAAAAGAGAUGUCCACUUUGGUGCCAUUCGGAAAAUUAUCCACUCCAUCGCCAGAUCCAGAGGCAGAUGAGAAUAGCUCAAAACGACAAGCCACGAGGGUGUUCAAAAAGAGUUCAUCAAAUGGCAAAAUUACCGUUUACCUCGGAAAAAGAGAUUUUACACACGCUGAUCCCAUCGAUGGUGUUGUUUUAAUUGAUCCCGAUUAUGUGAAGGACCAUAAAGUAUUUGGCAGUGUAUUGGCCGCAUUUCGUUACGGACGUGAAGACUUAGACGUGCUUGGGCUGACGUUUCGUAAAGACUUGUACGUUGCACAAGAGCAAAUUUUUCCAAGAACCGAAAAAGAGAGGCCUCUGACCAGACUACAAGAACGUCUGAUCAAGAAACUUGGUUCGAAUGCCUAUCCAUUUUAUUUUGAAGUUCCACCACACUGUCCAGCCAGUGUGUCACUUCAACCUAGUCCCAAUGAAACGGGCAAACCAUGCGGUGUUGAUUAUGAAUUGAAAAUGUAUGUUGGCGAUCAAAUUGAUGACAAGCCACACAAGAGGAACUCAGUGCGUUUGGCCAUUCGAAAAAUUAUGUAUGCACCAUCGAAAAUUGGCGAGCAACCAUCAAUCGAAGUGAGCAAAGAGUUCAUGAUGAAACCAAACAAAAUUCAUUUAGAAGCCAGUUUGGACAAGGAGCUAUACCAUCACGGCGAAACAAUUUCCGUCAACGUUCACAUUGCCAAUAACUCAAAUCGCACAGUGAAAAAGAUUAAAGUGUCUGUGAGGCAAUUCGCAGAUAUUUGUCUAUUUUCAACAGCACAGUAUAAAUGCACGGUGGCUGAAAUUGAGUCCGACGACUCAGUGGGUCCUGGUUUUACAUUGAGCAAAGUAUUAACAUUACGGCCAUUGCUCAAGGACAAUAAGGAUAAGCGUGGCCUUGCAUUGGAUGGUCAACUGAAACAUGAUGACAGCAAUUUAGCAUCUAGCACAAUAAUCACCGAUCCAGCGCACAGAGAAAAUUUGGGUAUAAUCGUUCAAUACAAAGUAAAAGUGAAACUGUGUAUCGGCGGUCCGAUUUUGGGCGGAGAUUUAGUCGCAGAGCUGCCGUUCACUCUCAUGCAUCCGGAGCCAAUCGAUGAUGAACCUUGCUUUACACUAUCGGAUCGAGCCUCUAGCCGAACAAAUGCCAACUUACAGGCCACCAAAAUGGACGAACAUAACGAAAGUUCAACUAGUGGAAAUCUCAUUCAAUUAGAAGAUGAUGACUUCAAGGAUGAUGAUAUCAUUUUCGAAGAUUUCGCUCGACUCCGAUUGAAAGGUGAAGCUGAUUAAAUGACAUUCACCUGCAGUGAGAUUCACUCGUCUUCUUAUCAAAACGCAUAGCAUUAUUAUUGAAACUUUUAUUAUUAUUUUUCUAUUUGAAUUUUGCUUCAUUGUCUCAAUAUUCGGCCCAAUACAUGGAUUAAAUAAAAGAACAACAACAACAACAAAAAAAAUAAAACAAAGCCAACAUUAUAUUUGUAGGUAUAAUUGUAAUUAGUUUUGGAUAAAGAUUACUCUGCGUUUUCAAUGUAUUUUGAAAUGGGUGAUGUAUUUGACGCACACAUUUCUAGGUUAUGUUCAGUGUUUCAAUGUUUCUCUAUAGCCUAAAAAUGUUCAUUCUCGUUAAUUUUUUUUUUACUUUAAUAAAAAUACUUUGCAAAGACAGAAUGAUACACAAACACACACAA